This is a messenger RNA of Synchiropus splendidus (mandarinfish), 3687 nucleotides long. RefSeq names its product von Willebrand factor A domain-containing protein 7-like. Bases 1 to 3687 code for a protein of 1228 amino acids. The transcript is spliced from 23 exons. Lineage: Eukaryota; Metazoa; Chordata; Actinopteri; Syngnathiformes; Callionymidae. The record is from RefSeq and is a predicted model, not a curated record.
AUGGUGAACAGCAAUGAGCACCACGUGGAUGAACUGUUUCAUCAGUGUCUAAAACACUGUUUGAGACCGGUUCAAUGCAUAAACACUCCCUCUUUUAAACCAGUGCCAUUCAAGACUUUCAGGACAUUUCUCAACGCCAAAGAAUGUUGCUCCUCCACAGUUUAUCCUUUGUCUCUGCACAUCUCCUCACAAAGGAGGGAAGUUGUACACAGUGACUCAUGCCAGCCGAAUGGAUGGUCGACACAAAAAAUGUGGUUGAGCUGGAUUACUAGCAUCAACUUUGGGGUUGCCAAGUUAAACAGAAGCCUCGACUGUAACCUGUCAAUAGAUGCUACUGUGUAUUUGCUCAUGAUCUUAAAUGACGGAGAAGUAUGUGACAGGGUGGGUGGUGGUUUGGCAGUUUAUCAUCACCAUCACUUGACUCAUGUCAACCCCAUCCAUGAAAAGAACAGAGAGAGAGCAUGUAAUGUCUCAUUGUUGAGAGGCUCUCGCACACACCAAGACAAACUCAAAGACGAGUCUGGAACAGCAGGCGUGAAUAUUGGACUUAAAGUUUCAAGACGGACAGCCAUGCUCCUGCUGGCAGUGCUCCUGCUCUCUCUGACCAGCGUCACUCAUGGCUUUCAAUCACUGUUUGCACGGGAUGGAAAUUCAACCACCCAUCGGGAAAUCACCAUUCGUGCAGUCCUCCAAAAGACGGCCGAGGUCUGCCGGGACAUGGCUGCCGCUGAGGGUCGAGACUUCAGCCUGACUAUCGACGACAGUCUUACGCCGGAAAGAGUGCAGGAGGCCUGUUUGUGGUCAGGAAACGCGUCCUCCAUUCUCUCCACCGUCAUGUUCCACACUUCUCUGUCCAGCAUGACCUUCAGCAACGCGCUGGUGGACGUGGUGUACGAGCUCAGCGAAGAGCACCACUUCGACGACGAGACCAUCCAGGGUGGACGUGACAUCAUCACAGCAGGUGUGGCUGCUGUGAAGCGAAGUGUGAAGCAAGAGGACUUCAUAGCAGGUCGCUGGACCCUUGGCGCUACCUGCCACACCCUCCAGGACUUCUACAGUCACAGCAACUGGGUGGAGCUGGGGAAGACCUCACCGUACAGCAAGCUGAUCCAACCUGACCAACAACUCGACAAUCUGGCAGGUCCCGACGUUCCCACCUGCAGAAACUGUUCAGAAAAUGGUUGUGAUGACAACAUUCUGCCGGACCUGCUGCAGCAGGGACUCAUCACAUCGGGCUAUUUCAACCAGUUCUCCUCCGUGAAACCUCCUGGGAAAUGCAGCCACGGUGGUUCCUUUGAUAAGACCAGCGAACGAGACCCGGUUGGGGGAAUAAACAAGGAUACAAUGGGGUCCAGCCACGGUUCACUUCACCCCAAGGCAGCCGAUCUGGCUGUGAAUGCAACCAUAGAACUUCUGGAGGACAUCAGAUUGGCCGUGGGCGACAAGGAGUUUCUCCAAUUGGUGGGCCUCUCCCAGUCCUCCGUGCUGUGUUUCGUCAUCGACACCACAGGCAGCAUGAGCGAUGACAUCGCCGAGGCAAAGAGAGUUUCUUUUGACAUCAUUGACAGGAAGAAGGGAACGUCCCAGGAGCCGUCUGCCUACAUACUGGUGCCUUUCAAUGACCCGGGUUUUGGACCUCUAGUGACGACAACUGAUGCAGAAAUCUUCAAAGCCAGCAUUAACAAACUGACUGCCAGUGGAGGAGGGGACAUCCCCGAGAUGUGUUUGUCUGGAUUACAGCUGGCCCUGACAGCAGCGCCACCUUCCUCUGAGAUUUUUGUCUUCACCGAUGCUCCUGCUAAAGACGCUGAUCUGAAAAGCACAAUCACUGCACUGAUCGAGAGCACCAAGUCUGUGGUGACGUUCAUGUUGACGGACGUACGUGCAACCAGACGACGGCGCAGGGACAGCCAGGGUGUGGCCCCACGUUCAAUGAGUCAAGCAGACGCCCAGCUUUACCGUGACCUGGCCCGAGCCAGUGGUGGUCAAGCCAUCGAGGUCACAAAGUCUGACCUCCCAGCGGCCACGACUGUGAUAGAGGACUCGUCCGCCAGUGCUGUGGUGACAGUGUUUCAGGCAGCUAAGAACCCUGGCAGUCCAGAUACUUUUACGUUUACUGUGGACGGGUCACUCCAGAACAUGACGGCCUACAUCACAGGAGCCUCAUCGCUGACUUUCAACAUUACGAGUCCCUCAGGUGCAUCUCAGACAUCUAGUGAGACCAGUGGCCCACUGGCAUCAAUGACAACCGCAGGAAACCUCAGGCGUCUGAGCCUCAGCACCGGCAACCAAACAGGAUUAUGGGAAGUCAGCGUGAAUUCAAACGACCCCUACUCUGUUAAAGUGACAGGUCAGAGCUCAGUGAACUUCAUCUUUAACCUUGUGGAGGCCUUUGAAGGAGCUCAUGGGGACUUCAGUCUGAAGGAGGGACGACCUUUCGCAGGAGGGAAUAUCAGCCUCAUGAUCACAGUGACUGGAAGCGACUCAGUGAAGGUCACAGAGGUCACUCUUUUUGACAGCUCAGGGCCAACACAAGUCAAUGGAACACUGGAGUCUUUAGGUGGCGGCACCUUUCUAGCACGGUUGAACAAUGUCCCGGCAGGAGAGUAUGUGGUGCGUCUGAAUGGGGAAGAGAGCGGUUCCAUAUCCAGGGCAUCAGCAAGCAGCUUCCAGAGACAAGCCUCCACACAGAUGAAGACUUCCAGCAUCUCUGUCACCGCCGACGUGAGCAACACCAGCAUUGAACCAGGAUCCACCAUCUCCAUACCUUUCACGGUUGCUUCCGUGGCCAACGGAGUGGUCAAUGAGUCUGCGACAGGGACGUUCAAAGUACGAUCCAACAACGACCGCAGCUUCCCAUCUUCCUCACCCAGCUCUGUUACUGUUGAGGCUGGAAGCGGAGGGAAAGCCAAUGGCACCAUCACCGUAACGGUGCCCUCCAGUGCUGCAUCAGGCUCUGACCUGACUCUGACUAUUGAGGCAGAAAACGCAGAUGCUAGUGACAUCAACUACGCUGUGGUGCGGUUCUCCAUCACUGCCAAGGUGACGGACGUUGACCGGCCAGUGUGCCAGGUGGUCAGCAGAGCCAGCUGCCCCAGCCACUCGUGUUCCUCAUCACAGUGGGAAUUCAUCGCCAACAUCACUGAUGGCAUCAAUGGCACCGGCAUCGACAGCGUUCGACUCCGCCAAGGCAACGGGACACUCAACGUCAGCUCUGUCUCCGGCGCAGGAGGCGAGAACAUCACUGUGGCUUCCUAUAGCGCCUCCUGCUGUUUCCAGAGUGUGGAGUUGGUCGCUGUGGAUCGAGUGGGUAACGUGGGCUCUUGUGUGGGUCAAGCUCGAGCACUGACCACUGCUGCCCCCACCACUACAGCAAACACCACUUCCUCCGCUCCCUCUUUGAGUCCUAAAUAUUUUCUCUGGGGCAGCUUGUUGGUUUCUCUGCUUCUUAACAAGCAACGGGACACGACCAUCUAUGUCUACGAAGCAUUUGCCACCUCCUUUUCUGUGGACUGCAGGGAUUUCAGGGAGGGGGUUCCCCUCAAUUGGAAAACGGAAAUUGAAAAGAAGGGAAGUGAAAAUUCUGCCUGUCAGUUCAAGCCAAGAGACCGGAGGAUCAGUGUCCUGCAGUGGCUCAGCUUGCGAUUUGGGGCAUCAGAACCAUACACUGUGUCCAGAAAUGGAUGA